UGGCCAGUGAGGAAAGGUUUUAGUUUUUAGUCUUUCUGAGGAUCCAGAGAAGAGUGCAAACAUUAAUACUGGAUAUUGAAUUUUCUGACUUGCUGAUUGCCUGAAUCGGCGUGGAACCUGUCAUUGUGAGAAAGUAAGAGCUGUCAUAAUGUCAAGAGUCGCCAAUCUGUCGAAACUGCGGCAAGAAAGAAUGAAGGAGAUCAGCUUGCGGAAUAAAGAGAGAGAGCGCAUGAGGGAGCAAGAGAAGGCAGCAAGGGAAAGGGAAGCACGUUACAGCAAUGGUCAUCUCUUCACAUCAUUGACAGUUUCAGGAACUACACUCUGCACGGCAUGUAACAAGAGUAUUACUGCCAAGGAGGCACUCAGCUGCCCGACAUGCAACAUCACUAUUCACAACCGCUGUCGAGAUACUUUGCCCAACUGCGCCAAAAUGAAACAGAGG
Paralichthys olivaceus (Japanese flounder) is the source of this 442-nucleotide messenger RNA. The record is from RefSeq and is a predicted model, not a curated record. Lineage: Eukaryota; Metazoa; Chordata; Actinopteri; Pleuronectiformes; Paralichthyidae.